Messenger RNA from Lucilia sericata (common green bottle fly), 510 nucleotides. RefSeq names its product A-kinase anchor protein 14. The transcript has 3 exons. Bases 116 to 397 code for a protein of 93 amino acids. Lineage: Eukaryota; Metazoa; Arthropoda; Insecta; Diptera; Calliphoridae. The record is from RefSeq and is a predicted model, not a curated record.
GCAUCGUCAAGUUUUAGGUUUAACAUCAGUUGCAAAUCAUUUGCCAAACCAAAUUCAACAUUUAAAAAACUUCAUCCUUUUUUAACAACAACAAUUCACAAACCUCAUUAUCAUCAUGUUCAAACUAUUGUUGGUUUUGUCUAUCUUUGCUAUUGCUGUUGCUGAGCCAGGCGUAGUGGUAGCUCCAGUGGUAACCCAUCCUGUUGCAGCCCAUGGUGGUCCUGCCAUACAUCAUCAUGCUGCCCAUGCUGUGCACUCCCAUGUUAUUCAACAUCCUGCCCCUGUUAAAGCGGUGCAUGUUGUUAAACCUGUAGUACCUGUUGUACCAGUAGUUAAGCCAGUGGUACCUUUAGUACCCGUGCAUCAUGCUCAUCCUGCAGUUAUAGCUCAUCAUUGAGUUGUUGAUGGAAUUUUUCCAUGUUGUUAAACCUUAUCUAACCUAAUCCUGUAAAAUCCCUCCCUCCCAAAAAAAAACUUCUUUUUGCAACAAAAAAAAUGUAUACUUAUACU